Messenger RNA from Colossoma macropomum (tambaqui), 3562 nucleotides. RefSeq names its product keratocan (gene kera). The transcript is spliced from 4 exons. The record is from RefSeq and is a predicted model, not a curated record. Bases 100 to 1296 code for a protein of 398 amino acids. NCBI's taxonomy places the organism in Eukaryota, Metazoa, Chordata, Actinopteri, Characiformes, Serrasalmidae. Gene Ontology annotation, molecular function: protein binding.
AUUCUGAUUCAUUCCAGUUUGGCUGCCUACUUUACUGGUGAGAGAAAUUAUUCGCAACACUGAUGCCACUGAUUUACCAAGGUCACUGCAGAAGAAACGAUGGAGCAACUGAAACCAGAGAGAGGCUGGGAGAGAGCAGUGUGGACCGGUAGCAGAAGCCUCAAGAAAGGGGGACCAGUCCUGGCCCAGCAUCCAGACCCAGCACCUCCACCUGCCCGAGCUCAGCUGAACUCUCAGUCUGGAGGAACCAGACUGAGCUUCAACAUGGAGAUGUUCUUCACUACAUUGGCAGUCCUGUUGCUAGCAGUCUCAGUGAGCUCUCAGGAAAUGCCUUACGAACACAUGCUGUCCCAGCUGCAGGCAUGUCCCAAAGAGUGCCGCUGUCCUCCAAACUUUCCCAACGCCGUCUACUGUGACAACCGGAGUCUGAAACGCAUCCCCGAGAUCCCUCCUUUCACCUGGUACUUGUACCUGCAGAACAACCUCAUUGAGGUGCUUUCCACUGAUGCCCUCCGUAACGCCACGCAACUGAAGUGGAUCAACCUCAACCGCAACAAGAUCUCAAACGAGGGUGUCGAGGAGGACGCCCUCAAAGCCAUGACCAGUCUGGUGCACCUCUACAUGGAUGACAACCUGCUGACUUCUGUACCCUCUCCUCUCCCACCAAAGCUGGAACAGCUGCGCCUCUCCAGGAACAAGAUCUCAAAGAUCCCAGCUGGUGUCUUCUCUGGGAUGAACCGUCUCACCCUGCUGGACCUUCAGGGGAACAAACUACAGGAUGAUGCAGUGACUGAAGUCAGCCUUAAAGGCCUGAGUAAUCUGGUUCAGAUCAACCUGGCAAAGAACCAGCUGAACAACAUGCCUCCUGGUCUGCCCCCGACCACCGCACAGCUCUACCUGGAUGGCAACAACAUUGAGAAGAUCCCUGAUGAAUAUUUCAAAGGGCUCCCCAAAAUUGCUUUCCUAAGGCUUAAUCGCAACAAGCUAGCCAAUGGAGGGUUCCAAAGGAAUGUGUUCAACAUCUCCAGCAUGCUGGACCUGCAGCUUUCCUACAACCAGAUUACAGAGGUUCCAUUUAUUCCUUCCAGCCUUGAGCAUCUUCACCUGGACCACAACAACAUCAAGAGCGUGAAUGGCUCCGAAGUGUGCCCAGUGUCUAGCGCCAUGCUCGACGACUACUUUGAAGAGAGAGGUCCUCGACUCCGCUACCUCCGUCUUGAUGGCAACGAAAUCAAGCCCCCCAUCUCCAGAGAGCUGAUGGUCUGCUUCCGUCUUCUCAGGGCUGUAGUCAUAUAAAUCUAGAGCUUCACUACGAUUUAAUUGUCCCAAAGCAACCAGAAAUGCGAAUACAUAACACAACACAAAAGGUCCAGAGCAAUUUACUUCAAAUAUUCUGAAGAAAUAAAAUAGUGAACACAUAAUAGUGAACGAUUUCCAGUAAAAGCCAACUUGUGAUGCCGAGGAUCAGAUUCUCUCGAUAUUGUUUGCACUUGUACACAGUAGAAAGACAAGCCGAGGUUGUUCAGAGAUGCAUUUUGUAGACAGUUUCCAAUGUGACUUCACUGUAAAACCGCUGUGCCUUCUUUUAUUCCUCUUAGAUCAAAGUUGAGUACAAGAGAAACUGCAUUGUCUAUGUAGUUACUGCACUCUUAAAAAUAAAGGCACCAAAAAGGGCUCUUUGUGUGAUGCACUUUUGGUUCCGUAUAAACUUUUCAAUGGAUAGAGAACUCUUUUACUAAAUGAGAGAAAAGUUUAAAGAACCUCUACAUACUGUAACUAAAGGUUCUAGUACCUUAAACUGGUACAGGUUCUUUAAACCUUUAACAUUCUCUUCAUACUUGCAAGUCUUUUUUUAUUUUUAAAAUAUGGCUCCAUGAGGAAAUCAAAGGUGGUUCUUCUAUGCACAUUUAAAAAGAUGGUUCUUCAAGGGUUCUUUAGUAAAGACAAUAUAGAACCAAGAAAACUUAAAGAAUAGUUUGUAUGCGUAAAGUGUUCUGUACAUGGAGAAAUGGUUCUUCAGAUUGAUGGAGAAUGUGUUGUAUAUGGUUCCUUACAGAUUUUUUUUAAAAGGUUCUGUAUAGCACCAAAAAGGGUUGUGCUAUUAUGACGAUGUCAAGCUGACAACAUUACAAGAACUCUUUUUGGUACUAUAUAGAACCAUAUAUAACACAUAUUGUCCAUCAAUCUGAAGACUAAUUUUUUGCUAAAGAACUUUCUUGAGUCUUUACUAAAGAACCCUUGAAGAACCAUCUUUUUUAAGAGUGUGGAUUUGCUCGAAGAACCCUUUUUGGCUCCUUUUUUUAAGAAUGUGAAUAUUCUGAAGACAGUGAUUCUCAUAUUCACUUAAAGCUGAACUAUGUAAGUUUUGGAAGCAUCAGAUUCAUCCCCUUGGGGAAGGGGUCCAAAGCGCAACCCAUGUUACCAAAUGUUCUUCUGCACGCUGUGUGCAGUUACACUUCUUCACCAGAGAGGUCUCCAAAUCCCUAAAACUUACAUAGUGUAGCUUUUUUUACCAGCAUUAUUUAUUUUCCAUUUAUUGGUAAAGGCAGGUGAUCAGAUUGCAAUCAAAUCAUCUCAGCACACUUUGCUGUAUCCCCUUCUAUUAUAUAGUAAGUUAAAUUACAUAACGCUACUGUGUUGGACAGUGAUUCUUUUGUUAUGGAGCCAAGAAUAUGCUGAAAAUCAUGUACAUUUUUAUGUAGUAGGUGUUAUAAGUAUGAUUGCCGUACAUUGUAGUUAAAGCUGGACGACUUACUGUCACAACACUGCUGUGGCAUCAUGAGUAGUUUGCGAAUAGACAAAGAAAAACAAGCAUUCAGUUUUCUAGGCUGAUCUAGUCUUUCAUUUAAUCAGUGGUGGAAUUGGUCAGAGCCCUGCUGCCCGUUUUUUAAUGAGUAUGCAAGCGAGGUGGCGGAGAUAUUGAUGAAAAGUGAGUUGGGUCCAAUUCCACAAGUUCAUAUAACAUGCAUUGUUGCACGUUUUGGUAGCCAAACCACGACUUUUAAUGGCUUUCUUUUUUAAACUUGUGAAGUUAUUUUUACAGUGUGCUGUAUUCUUGCAUUCAGGAGAAUUUAUUUUUAUUUCAUUCCCUUUGUAUGUCACAUCUCGCAGUUCAUGUUAGUGACCAUUUUUCAUGAUGUAUUCUAUUGAUGUCAGGAGAAGUCUACGCUGCAUAGCAUUUUAUGCUAAGAAAAUGUUUAAGAAAUACAUGAAAAAGAAGCCACAGUUUAUGAGUUUAUGAAUGCUGUGGACCACAGAGACAAGAGGUUACAGAAUUAUAAAAGGUGCUUCCCAAAAACGUUGCUGUGUUUUCAAAUUAGUAAUGUGCUCAUAACUGUAAUUAUAACAUUUCAUUAAUAAAUACCUGUGUGAAUGUUCACUUACUGCACAAAUGGAAUAACAGUCCUCAAUUUUUUGUUGUUUUUACACUGCAUAUCUACUAGUGAAAAAGCAAUGUGACAAAAUCCUAAUGUAUCUUUUAUUUUAUGAACUAUUCAGAGUGUAUUACAUAGUAAUAAGUACUAAAAUUGGAUUUUGGAUGUUCUUCAGACUUGAUUAAAUG